AUGGAAAGAAAGGAAGGUGAUUGGAUAUGUCCCGAUAGCUCGUGUGGAAACAUAAACUUUUCGAAACGCACCAAGUGUAAUAUCUGUGGAACACUUAGGCCACGAGAACAGCCUUCUAAAGCACCUGGCACCCAGAAACAAGGGGAUUGGACCUGCAAUAAGUGUGGCAACUUAAACUGGGCCCGAAGAACUCACUGUAACAUCUGUAACACUGUAAAAUCGACUCAGGAACCCGAGGAUAGAUUGGGUAGAGGAGGUGGUUACUUUGAUUUGGAUGAUCCUAGAGACAGAAAAGAACACCAUUCUGACGACGAAGAGUACGAUGAAUUCGGCAGGAAGAAGAAGAAGGGGACAAAGGCCACUUGA
Messenger RNA from Theileria orientalis strain Shintoku, 366 nucleotides. Its product is annotated as Ran binding protein. Bases 1 to 366 code for a protein of 121 amino acids. The record is from RefSeq and is a predicted model, not a curated record. NCBI's taxonomy places the organism in Eukaryota, Apicomplexa, Aconoidasida, Piroplasmida, Theileriidae. The transcript has 5 exons.